This is a messenger RNA of Arachis stenosperma, 801 nucleotides long. RefSeq lists its product as uncharacterized. The transcript has 2 exons. Gene Ontology annotation, biological process: DNA integration. The record is from RefSeq and is a predicted model, not a curated record. NCBI's taxonomy places the organism in Eukaryota, Viridiplantae, Streptophyta, Magnoliopsida, Fabales, Fabaceae. Bases 1 to 801 code for a protein of 266 amino acids. Gene Ontology annotation, molecular function: nucleic acid binding; RNA-DNA hybrid ribonuclease activity.
AUGGCCAUCAAGUCCCAAUACCUGGCUGACUUUAUCGCAGAGUACACCAACACCCCAGGAACCCUCAUUGACUGGAACCUCUACGUUGAUGGCUCAUCAAAUAAAGCCGGGAGUGGAGCUGGCGUUAUCCUGGAAAGUGAUCAAGGGACCCAACUCGAACUCUCCUUAUGGUUCAUGUUUCCUGCCUCAAAUAAUCAGGCUGAGUACGAAGCCCUACUAGCUGGUUUGAAGCUGGCUAGGGAAGUCGGAGCCCAAAAGCUUACUAUCUUCAGCGAUUCACAAAUUGAGGCAGAGCCACUGGCCGUCGCCACUGCCCAGAGAAGUCAAAAGUUCCUAUACAGGAACAUUGUCACAAGGUUUGGGGUUCCAUACUCCAUCAUCAUGGACGACGGAACUCAGUUCACCGACACGGGCUUCAGAAAUAUGGUGGCUGACCUAAAAAUCAAGCACCAAAUCACCUCAGUGGAACAUCCACAAGCCAACGGACAGGCGAAAGCCGCUAAUAAGGUCAUAUUGGUCGGGUUGAAACGCCGUCUGCAGGAUACAAAAGGAGCUUGGGCUGAAGAGCUCCCCCAGGUCCUAUGGGCGUACCGAACAACACCAUACUCCACUACAGGGGAGUCACCCUUCCGAAUUGCUUACGGAAUGGAGGCAAUGAUCCCCGUAGAAGUAAAUGAAAAAUCCUCUAGGGUGAUCUUCUACAAUGAGGAUGCCAACUCCCAAGCACUCAAGGAAGAACUGGACCUGCUUCCAGAGGUCGAAGAAAGAGCUUGGAUCAGAGAGGAAGCCCUAAAGCGUUGA